Eptesicus fuscus (big brown bat) is the source of this 2914-nucleotide messenger RNA. It is a transcript of the gene SLC16A5, whose product is annotated as solute carrier family 16 member 5. The record is from RefSeq and is a predicted model, not a curated record. The coding region runs from base 15 to 1421 and encodes 468 amino acids. Gene Ontology annotation, molecular function: monocarboxylic acid transmembrane transporter activity. Gene Ontology annotation, biological process: transmembrane transport; monocarboxylic acid transport. NCBI's taxonomy places the organism in Eukaryota, Metazoa, Chordata, Mammalia, Chiroptera, Vespertilionidae. The transcript is spliced from 4 exons.
GUUCCCAGCAGAGGAUGCCCCAGGCCCUGGAGCGCGCCGAGGGCUGCUGGGCCUGGGUGGUCCUGCUGGCCUCCGUGGUGGCCCAGGGCCUCACCCUGGGCUUCCCCACGUGCAUCGGCAUCUUCUUCACUGAGCUGCAGCGGGAGUUCCAGGCCAGCAACAGCGAGACCUCCUGGUUCCCCUCCAUCCUGAUGGCCAUGCUCCACGCAGGGGGGCCCCUGUGCAGCAUCCUGGUGGGACGCUUUGGCUGCCGAGCCACCGUGAUGCUGGGGGGCGUGCUGGCCAGCCUGGGCAUGGUGGCCAGCUCCUUCUGCCGCUCCCUCGGCCAGCUCUACCUCGCAGCAGGCUUCUUCACAGGCCUGGGCUUGUGCUUCAGUUUCCAGUCGACCAUCACCGUGCUGGGCUUCUAUUUCACCCGCCGGCGGGCACUGGCCAACGCUGUGGCUUCGGUGGGCGUCUCCCUGGGCAUCACACUCUGGCCGCUGCUGGCCCGCCACCUCCUGGAGGACCUGGGCUGGAGGGGCACCUUCCUGGUCUUCGGCGGGGUUUUCCUCCACUGCUGCGUCUGCGGGGCCGUCCUGAGGCCCGUGGCCCCCAGCGUGGCCCCCGCACCCAGAGGAGGCCCUUCGGUGCCCUCCAAGACCCCCGCGCCCGGCUGCCUGGCGGCAUGCGGCCGGGCCGUCCUGCGCCACCUGGCCUUCGACAUCCUGUGGCACAACGCGGGCUACCGGGUGUUCACGCUGGGCGUCACGUGGAUGAUCCUCGGCUUCCCGCUGCCCCAAGUCUUCCUGGUGCCGUACGCCAUAUGGCACGGGGUCGACGAGCACAAGGCCGCCCUGCUCAUCUCCAUCAUCGGCUUUAGCAACAUCUUCCUGCGGCCCAUGGCUGGGCUGGUGGCCGGCCGCCAGAACUUAGCCACGCACCGCAAGUACCUCUUCAGCCUCGCCGUUCUGCUCAACGGGCUCACCAACCUGGUGUGCACGGUGUCGGCCAGCUUCCGCGUGCUGGUGGGCUACUGCCUGGUGUACAGCGUGUCCAUGAGCGUGGUCGGCGCCCUCUUCUUCCAGGUCCUCAUGGACGUGGUCCCCAUGGAUCGGUUCUCCAGGGCCCUGGGCCUCUGCACCAUCCUGGAGAGCAUCUCCAUCCUCAUCUCCCCGCCAAUGGCUGGGUUUGUCCUGGACAACACCGACAGCGACUUCAGCUACGUGUUCUACAUGUCGAGCUUCUUCAUCGUCUCCUCCGCCCUCUUCAUGGGUGGCGGCUUCUGUGCGCUUCAGAGGAAGGAGAGGCAGGGCAGGCCGGCCGAGGCCGAAGCAGCCAUCCCGGAGGCCGCCCCGCUGCGGGCCCUCACCCGGGAGGACACCGGCAGUUCGGAGAAGCGGCCGUGCACCGAAGAAAUCAUGUAUGUGACCAGCGUCUGAGCCCCAGGAUCACACGUGUGACCGGCAUCUGAACCCCGAGGUCAGUGAGCGAACACUGCCUCCGCCCAGGAACGGGAUGUCCUGCUGUUUCACCGCGUGAAGCCCGAACCAAAGGCCGUCCCGUCCCGCCCCGCACGUCGGGACUCAGCCAGGAGCUGGCCUCCGAAGACUCAGGGUUCCUUCCGAGGAGCAGAAUCCAGGAGCCGGUCCUCCUGACAUUUUCCCUUGGGCACCAGGGUACGAGGGGCCCAGGAAGGUGGGUCUGAGCUCUGCUUGGGUCUCUCACGGCCGACCGGGCUCAGCUGGCUGCCCACUGCCGCUGCUACAGCUCAACACACCGGGCCUUCGGGUCCAGCCUGGAUGCUUCUGAGGUGACCUCUCUGUCCUUCUCCAGCUCCAGACAGUUCCAAAGAGCUCACCUGUCCUAAGCCCUCCGGCCUCCCUUCCUCCCUGUGGCCCAGCCCUUGCCCUCGGGGCUGCCCCCAGCACAGGUUGCUGGGCCUCCCACUGACUGGGACUUGGGAAGAAGGGCCUUGGGAGAGAAUUGGUGGUGGCCUGCAGCCCUGGAUGGCCAAGCUGCGGAUGAGCCUGCAUCAGGGUUCGGACAGAUUAAAUGUCGGUGGAGCACCUGUCCUGGCGUCUGUGCGGAGAAUCGGAGGGGAGCUCCUGACUUGGGUCCUCGAAUCAGUGAAGUCUGAGGAACCCCCUGCACAGUCGGCAGAGCCCGCUCCCGGGUCUCAUUCCUGUGCCCCACCUGGUAUUUGACCGGGAAGAUUAGUGCUGGGGUUGGUGAGGGAAGCCAGGCAUUUGACUGAGCAGGGAGGGUCCGAUUGCUAGGCAGGGCCCAAGGGCCUCUGUGAAAAUAGAGCUGCCUUCGCGACAGAAGCCCUUCUACUCCCCUCUCCUGCCCUCCUCGUCUCCCCGCUGUGUCAGAGGCGUCAGCCCUGGGUGAGUAGCUGGCUGGGCCAGCUGCCAGUCCCCCCCUGCUGUCCAUGGGCCUGUGUUUGGCCUGGAGGUCAGAGCUCUCCCCACACACCCUUUGCUGGUGCCCUUCCUUGAGGUCAUCACUGUGGGGGGCUGGCUGUCAUUGGCCCAGGCUUGUCCCAGCAGGGUCCCAGCUGAGGCAACCGAAAAAGUUUGUUUGAAUUACACACAGAAAUGUUUCCUGCUGCAGAUUAUAAACCCCGGGAACUAAUGAAGCAGGAACACGGGCCUGGAGGAGGCCUCCUCCCCACUCAGUCCUCCCAGCUUAGCAGGGGCUGUUCACGCCCAGGGCCUUGUUUGUUGAUUCUGGCUCAACCAGGCUCCAACGAGAAAACCUUAUCAGGAGGAUUGAUUUUAUUUUCAUAGCCUUCCUCCUCCACAAGUCCAGCUGGCCUGAGUAAGCAUCCUUGGGGUUGUCCUAUCCUCUCCAGGACCCUGCUACGAGUGCCCCCUUAUGGCCAAAAGAAGUAAUGCAGAGGCGAAGCAAAGGGGCUUGGCUGGGAUAGUGG